AUGGAAGAAGGUGGUUCCUCAACAAUGGACGAAGAUUAUGAUUCAAACCUGGACGAAGUGGUUGUUGUACCUGAGUGUUCGAAAGAGUUGAAGCCUGUGGUUGGCCAGAAGUUCAAAUCAUUGGAUUUUUGUUUCGCGUUCUACGAUGUGUAUGCCCGGGCUGUUGGUUUUGAUACUCGUAAAUCAAAAAUGAGGAAAACUGAUGGUAUAAUUACUUGGUAUAACGUAGUAUGCAACAGGGAAGGCAGCAAGAAGUCGAGCGAGGAUGACCAAGCAAAUGCACGGUCUGGUUUUUCGUUAAAACGUCGACGUUUAUCCAAGCGUUGUGGUUGUAAAGCCAGUAUCUCAUUCAAGUUCUUCUCCGACGGAGGAGUUUCAGGUUAUACUGUCGAGGAGUUUAACGAAGUUCAUAACCAUUACAUGGUUGGGACCGAGCAUCAGCAGUUUAUGUCAAUCAAUCGAAAGUUGGACGACGUACAUCACCAAUUUAUCCUUGAUUGUUCAAAGGCUAACAUAGGUCCCACGCUCACGUUUAAUGUGCUGAAGGAAAUUCUGGGUGGUUUUCAGCUCGUUGGCUGCAAUGUUGGGGAUAUAAGGAAUGCUUCACGAGACAUCAAGGCAUACGCUCAUGGUUUUGACGUACAAAUGGUUUUGGAUGAUAUGGCUAGGAAGAAGGAGAUGUCCGAAGCAUUCACAUAUGAGUACGAGGUUAAUGCUAGCAACCAGCUUGUUGCUUUGUUCUGGUGUGAUGGUUUGAUGAAGAGGAAUUACCACAUGUUCGGUGAUAUUGUGGCUUUUGACACCACCUACAACACCAAUAGGUAUUGUAUGAUCUUCGCGCCAUUCACGGGAAAGGACAAUCAUGGACGACCAGUGACUUUCGCUGCUGGUUUGGUAAGCAACGAGAAGACAGGCGCUUUUGCAUGGCUGUUUAGACAUUUUGUCCAAUGUAUGGGGGUUGCUCCGAAGAUGAUUGUUACAGAUCAAGAUUUGGGGAUGAGAUCGGCUAUUGAAGAGAUUCUUGUCGGGACUCGCCACAGAUGGUGUAUGUGGCAUAUCAUGCAUAAGUUGGCCAAUAAAGUUCCUGGUCGGUUGUUGCGGGACGAAGAUUUCAAGAAAGAGUUCAAUGCCUGCGUCUGGUCGGAUCUGCUUGAACCCGACGAGUUCGAAGAAGAGUGGAAUGGAGUACUUGAACGUUACGACCUGGAAGACCAUGGUUGGUUGAAGACAUUGUACGACUACAGGCAAUUAUGCAUACCUGCAUACUUCAGAGAUUUCCCAAUGGGCUCGAUGAUUAGGACCACCUCUAUUUCUGAGUCAGAGAACAGCUUCUAUAAAAAAUUUCUCAAGCCACGCAACAACAUUGCCGAAUUCUACUUGAAUUUCAACCAAGCUGUGGAUUUUCAGCGGAAUAGUAGAACAAAGCUGGACUACCAAGACGCGACUGCCCUGCCUAUAUUGGCCACUACUCUGCCUUUCGAGAAACAUGCUUCUACUCUGUACACAGAUAGUAUGUUCAAGAAAAUACAAGAGGAGAUCGUUGAGAGAAAUGACAGAUGUCGCGUUUUGGGGUUCUCAUCUGCAGACAGUGUUGACACCUACAUUCCUACUUUGCAGGGCUAUCUGUGCAGCCAUGUCUUCUUUUUGUUCCGGAACAAUGAAGUAAAAAAGAUUCCUGAUAACUACUGUGCAAGUAAAUGGAUGAAGACUCCGCUGGUUAAGGCUGUCCAUGGAGAUGUUGAUGAGACUUUACCUACACAGUCCGUUUUUUAUGAAAGGCAAAACGUUUCAAAGCAAGGGAUCUCACUGUUCUAUGGAUUUCUUCGUCGAUUUGUGACGAACAUUGAUGUGCUUCGUGCAUUCGUAGGUGGAUUGGAGGAACUUGGUAAUUCACUUCACGCUGGAACUCCUUUGCCAUCCGCUUCUGAGAAGAGGCGAAUGAUUGAACAGUUUUAUGGAAUGGAAAGGCCGGAAGUCAUCGAGGUCCACCCUCCGGAUGUGGUAAAGACGAAGGGGCACGCGAGCAGCUCCGCUAGUCGUCUGAUUUCGAAGAGAGAAAAGGCUAUCAAGGAUGCUACUAGGCCUCUUAGACGGUGUAAGGCGUGCGAUGAGUUGUGCCAUCACGACUCAAGAAAUUGUCCUAUGCUUAAAGAGCUUGAAACGGAGAAUGAGCUGCGUAAGGGAAAGAGGAAAUCUUGA
Molecule: messenger RNA, 2199 nt
Organism: Salvia hispanica
Lineage: Eukaryota; Viridiplantae; Streptophyta; Magnoliopsida; Lamiales; Lamiaceae
Product: protein FAR1-RELATED SEQUENCE 5-like
Source: RefSeq, a predicted model, not a curated record